Haliotis rubra (blacklip abalone) is the source of this 2229-nucleotide messenger RNA. Its product is annotated as probable glycosyltransferase STELLO1. The transcript has 4 exons. The coding region runs from base 16 to 2064 and encodes 682 amino acids. Lineage: Eukaryota; Metazoa; Mollusca; Gastropoda; Lepetellida; Haliotidae. The record is from RefSeq and is a predicted model, not a curated record.
GGUGGGGUCGUAAGUAUGAGACUGCAGCGUCAACACCACACACAUCGGCUCACACGGGCCAAGAAAACACUAUGUGUGUUAUUUGUGUUGUCCCAGGUAUUUGUAAUGUACAUGUUUUGGAAGUGGUCCAAGGUCAAGUUGGUGCAGUAUUGUCAACCUCAAGCGCAGACCCGACUGGGCGUUGUCUCACAAGCCCAAUCAAGGGACAGAUGGAUAAUUACGUCAUUCUACACAGGAAGUGACGUCAUUGACAUCCCUGGAUGGACGGUAUUGUUCUUUGGUGUGACUGAUGCAAGUGUCUUCUGCAGAUUUUCUGACUGCGUCAUUUUGAAUUCAGUUGAAGAUGAAAAACUAACACAGGAUGAAAAUGACAAAUGGCUGCCAAAGAAAACACGUGCGUAUCUUCACGCGAUCUCCCACGGGGCAAAGGUCAUAUGUGUGGCCCGCCAUCUAGAUACAGGAACCAUACAGCUGAUACGGAGGAUGACAGACAACAUGCCUGAAUCCGGAAUGAUGCUGAUGUCAAAUAAAACGUUUAUUCGCCCGCAUGAAAUAUUCAACAACGUAAAAAUAGCAGCAACGAAAUACUAUAAUGAUUUCUUCAUAGAGAAACGUCUAAGUGCAUUAAUCCUGUCUUCGUUCAGUCCUUCACAAGGGGAGACAACUCAGGGAAAACAGUCGAGAGACCACGAUUUGUAUCCACCUGUGUUUCUACCGAUAAACACGUAUACUUCCCUAAGUACCCAUGUAAACGUCUUCCGGUAUGAUGCAUUCUGGGCACUCUUUCUGAGAGACACCGGAAAUGGAGACAUGAUUAUUCAACGUUUAUUGUGGGAAAUCACAGGCCAUAUUGGAAUAUAUCCAAGUAGCACUUCAGAACGGACAGGCACCACCAUCAACAAACCAGUGAAUGUUCCACCUGCACUCUUGUCUUGGAAGUGCAUUCCUGGUUUGAAGAUCUUAGAAUGUUUGGAAAAUGUUAUGACUACAAUGGCAGAAGAGCUACAAGUCACCGUGCAGGAUCUAUAUUUGAUCAACAAAUGGAUUUCAGAAUUGAAAUCAAUUAAAUAUAGGCCACCACAGAGAGACGGACGGGCAGCACAACCACUGAAGAAAGCAGCACUCGGCAUUGCUGGUACACAACUGGACAGGACAUCAGUGAACAGCCAAUCCCGUAAACAGUUGCAACAACUGUGCCCCACAUCUGUGAUAAGGUUUCCCAAACAGGUUAUCGAUGACAUAGCCUUGAUAAUUACAUUCAAUGUAGGUAAAUUCUAUUCCAACAUCAACAUACUUGAAGCCAUGUAUCGCCCGUACUUCGCCACUAUAAUUUACUGCGGACCAAACCUGACGAAGUUCAAGAAACAUAUCCGUGUUCUCACAACUCCAUACUUCAUUUUCAUAGAGGCAUUUAAAAGAGGUUGGUACUUUAUGUUUGAGUGCACUGUUGAGGCCAUGAAGCUUAAUAUUGGUGUCAAGGGAUUCCUACAGAUUGGGGACGACACACUGAUUAACCCUUGGAACAUUAACACACAACCCCGGGAUAAGAUCUGGCUGCACACAGGUUUCAACAUGGCAAAUGCUUCUCUUGAAGAACUUGUGCCGCGGUGGGGCUUUUGGAAAUACAAACCAAAUAUGUUGGCUGUCAUAGACGAAAUUAAGAACAUGUCCGAAUUUAAGCCCAAAUCAUCAUUUGAAUCACGAUUUCUCUUGAAUUAUCGCAAUAAUUCACAAAAUUUUACAUAUUUUUUUAUUCAAAGCGCAGAUUUUAUGUAUAUGCCAAUGGCUUUCAAGCAUAACUACACUAUUAUGGCUAAUUUAUUGUUGAAACAUACUGUGAUGGUAGAAAUUGGGUUUGUCAAUGUAGCUUUUGGGCUUCAAAUGUGGGAAAAUAUUCAUUUUGUGAAAAACGGUAGUUUAUAUGGUCUGCGUAGUAAGUAUAGAUCCUUUUACAGCGUCCAUGAUCUUUACCUUCACCCCUUCAAACUGCAGCGUCACCUGGCCAGGCAGUCGGGCAGGCACUUCUUUUGCGAAAUAUAUCUCAAUGACACGUUCAGAAUUUAGUCAAUAUGAUUAUAAAGAUUUUGCCCAUUUACUGAUGGAUUUGCUUAUUUCAUGUUAAACGUCGCACCUUUAGAGUUGAGAUGAUCGAUGAUUAUUAUAUCAGUCACCGGAUUGCUUGGUCCAGAUUCGAUAAAUUACUGUCCGACGUUAUUUACCUGGAAUAUU